CUUGCUGUCACAUCGGACGGGAUUAGCACGGCUUCCACUUGGCUUUUUUGCCGGGUUUCCAGAAAAUAUAACCAGAGAACAGUUGACUAUAAAAAUGAAGCAUUUGCCUCAACAAACACCUUUUCGGGACGGGUAUGUCUACAGUAACCUUCUGUAUAUGUAUCUCGGUCAUAUAUCAGAAAAAUUAGGCGGAGACACGUGGGAAAAUCUUUUGAAGUCUAAAGUAUUUUUGCCUAUUGGAAUGACAUCGACUCAAGUACUCAAACAACCAGAGGAUUUGUUGAAAGAUAACGUUGCUAAACCAUAUAUAUUUAAAGAUAGUGUAUUUCAAGACGGCACACUUGAUAUUUACAGCAUUUAUCCAGGCGAGCCUGCCGGUGCAAUUUUAUCAACUGGGGUAGACAUGGCAAAAUAUAUGCGGUUUAAUCUUAAUAAUGGAACAACCGAAGAUGGAAUGACACUGCUUAACCCGGUACUUCUAAAAGAGGCAUACGCUGCAACUACACCUACAGUAGGCAAACGUUUUACAGAAAAUUACGUUCUAACUCGUCCGGAAUUUCCUAUCUCAGACACAGCCAUGGGUUACGGAUAUGGAUGGAAAAUAGCAACAUACCGAGGUUACCGCAAAAUAUGGCACGAUGGGGCACUAUUUUCAUAUGUAUCAGAGUUAUGGAUGUUUCCAGACAUCAACGCAGGAGUCUUUGCCAAUGCUAAUGGACCUGGUUUACUAAAUCUGCGAAGCGUUGAUCUGCCUACAAUUAUGUUUUACAUAAGUGACAAACUAAUUGGGGAGAGCCCGUGGCUGAACGAAACCACAACAUGUGAAUAUCCCGAUCGUUGGCGUAAUAUAACUACCAAUCCAACACCACCAGAACCAUUAGGAAAACUAGUAAAUCCUUUAGAAUAUACUGGUACUUAUGGCAGCUAUUAUCUUCCUGCCAUACAAGUCUCAACAAAACCAGGUUGCGAUUCUUCAUUAUUGUUUCAAAUGAGCCGGGUUGCAGGAGUCCUUUAUUCAACGCAAGACAAAGACCGGUUUUUGAUGGAAAUAACAUCUCCAUGGGAAUUCAAGAUAACCUCACGAGAUUACCAUAACAAUACAGUUCUGUACAACUCACUAUUUCUACGUAAUAAAGAAGGGCAGGUGAGGAGUAUAGAGCUGACUGUAAAUGUAAAAAUAGUGUACACAAAAGAUAUAACAAUCUUUGAUGACCAAGUUUCAUAUCAAACUACGUCUUCGAAACAAAGAACCUUGAAACCUGAUUUACCCUUCAAAACUUCGUAUGUAUACUCAAGUCCUUGAUAGAUGCUUUCUUUUCGUGUAUAAAGAGGUGCCUAAGAAACAUUGCACACAAUCGAAAAUAAUAAUAACUUAAAAAAAAAACAACAACAACAAAAAACAACAAACAAAUGAAACAUCGUAAUGAACAUUAGGUUAACGACCGUACUCAGUAUGUAACUUCAAUUUGAAUAAUAUUAAUUAUGGUAUUACAAUACAUUUGAUUCGGUGCUACUAUUUUGAUACUCAAUAAAAUAAUACAUUAAGCAACUAUGACUUUUUGCAUUUAGCUGUGGUUCUGACAAGAUACAUUCACUUACUUAGAUAGAUGUGGAAAUACUAAAGUGGUUUCUUGACCUAUGUGUUUAUUAUGUGCUAAAAAUGAUGAAGAGGAUGAAUAUCAUUUUGUUUUAUUAAAUCGUAUUUUUGUAAUAGACCAAAGUUUUUUGAAUUGAUACAAUCUUCUAAUAAGCAUACACUGCUGAAUGGAUAAUUUAUUAACGAAGGCUUUGCCUAGUUUAUUUAGUGUAAAGUAUAUUUUGCAACGUAUUUUGUUAAAUCUAGUUUCAUGCAUAAUUAAAACAAUUUAUUUAACUGUCA
Molecule: messenger RNA, 1879 nt
Organism: Ruditapes philippinarum (Manila clam)
Lineage: Eukaryota; Metazoa; Mollusca; Bivalvia; Venerida; Veneridae
Exons: 6
Coding region: 95-1303 (402 amino acids)
Source: RefSeq, a predicted model, not a curated record